This is a messenger RNA of Vigna radiata var. radiata (mung bean), 2835 nucleotides long. Its product is annotated as U6 small nuclear RNA (adenine-(43)-N(6))-methyltransferase-like. Lineage: Eukaryota; Viridiplantae; Streptophyta; Magnoliopsida; Fabales; Fabaceae. Gene Ontology annotation, cellular component: nucleus. Gene Ontology annotation, molecular function: 23S rRNA (adenine(1618)-N(6))-methyltransferase activity. Bases 794 to 2266 code for a protein of 490 amino acids. Gene Ontology annotation, biological process: rRNA base methylation. The record is from RefSeq and is a predicted model, not a curated record. The transcript is spliced from 10 exons.
UGCAACGACGCCGUUUUGGUAAGGAGUGGCAGCAGCUGCACUUCUAGGGGUCUAUCUCUCGCGAUUCAUUUGGAGAAAAAAAGAAAAAAACACUCUCUCAAGCUCGAGCAUUUGAAGAAAGAAAACCCUCUAGGGCUUGGUUCCAUAGAACGCGAGAGAAAUAGAACUUCAAUGGCUUUUGAUGGUGACCCUGACCGGUGGAGAAGAAGCCGUGACCGAAACUGACCGGUGGAAAGGCAAAGUUGAUCGGAGGGUUCUUAUGUAUGAAGCACGAGGAGCAGCUGCUGACCGUCUGAUGAAGAGCUUAAAAGCGUAGCAAGCAAGUUUCUUUUCUUUUCCUUUUUUCAUUUUCUCUUUUCUUUUCAACCCUAUAUAAAGGGGUUUUCUGCAAUGUAAACAGACUCUUAGACACUCGAACAGACACUCUGCCAUUUUCCAUUUUAGUUUUAGAUAGUUAGGGUUUUCGUUUGUUUUAAGCUUUUGGAGCGCACACUGACGGUGGUGACAGUCCGCAGUGACUCCAAUUGCACGUUUGUUUGGCAUUUAACAUUUUUCCAUAACUAAGAGUCAAAUUCGCACAUGGGAAAUGAAGUUUAGUUGAUAUUUAUUCAAGACAGCAGGCGGAUUUUAAAAUCUUGCACACCACACCAGUUCCGACGGAGGAAAAUGUGCAAAAUGGCUCCUUGACUUCACACAAUGUGUUCUCAAUUUCAAUCCACAACCUUGAACAUUGUGCGAGGGUGAAAAGAAACAAAAAGUUGUUUUGAAAGUUGAAAGGGUUGGAUUGAGAGAAAUGGGUGGGAGCAAGAAAAGGAAGAGAAACAAACAGCAACAAGAAAGCAAUGACAUUGUAUAUUCAGAAAGCCAACCAGACUUUGCUCAUUUGGCAAUUCUCUACCCUUCCUUCCAGUCAUUCGUCCAACCCUCACCUCCUCACAUGCGCCUCACCAUUGAUUGGACUGACUUCAACGCCACACGUGAACUCACACGGAUCUUGCUCCAUCAUCGUCACACUUUGACUUGGUGGAUUCCUGAUGGACAACUCUGUCCCACUGUGCCCAACCGCUCCAAUUACAUUCACUGGCUUGAACAUCUUCUUUCAUCUAACAUCAUUCCUGGGACCAUUUCAAGUGAUUCCAAGGUCAGGGGAUUCGACAUAGGAACGGGAGCUAGUUGCAUUUACCCUCUUCUUGGUGCUUCCCUCCAUGGCUGGAGUUUUGUUGGAUCAGAUGUGACUGAUGUUGCAAUUGAGUGGGCAGAAAAAAAUGUUAGUAGUAAUCCACAUAUUUCUAAUCUGAUUGAAAUCAGAAGGGUUCAAGACAAUAAUGCUCCUCCCUGUGUGGAAGUUGAAGAUUUAGUGAACAGUGACCAGAUAGCUUUGUGCAAGAAAACUGAUAUGGAGGUAGCUCCUUUGCCUCUUGAUUUGCAUGCCUGUGAGAAUAAGAGUUAUCGUGGACCUCCCAUACUUGUUGGUGUGGUCAGGGAUGAUGAGAAGUUUGAUUUUUGUAUGUGCAAUCCACCAUUUUUUGAAAGUUUGGAGGAAGCUGGACUCAAUCCCAAAACGGCUUGUGGUGGAACUUCUCGUGAAAUGGUUUGUCCUGGUGGUGAAAGGGCCUUCAUUACUCGUAUCAUUGAAGAUAGUACACAAUUGAAACAGCAUUUUCGGUGGUUCACUUCAAUGGUUGGUAAAAAGUCAAAUCUUAAGUACCUCGUAUCAAAACUUUGGGGGGUUGGUGUUUCCAUAGUGAAGACAACUGAAUUUGUUCAAGGCAGGACAUACCGGUGGGGGCUUGCUUGGUCUUUCUUGCCACCCGUGCAGAAGUCAUCAAUUUCUUUAUCCAAUAAAAAGAACACAUCCUUCACGCUUGAGGGUCUUCAACGCCAACAUGGUGCCAUUAAUGUGUUGGAAAGUGUUAAGUCUCACUUUUCUUCAUAUGGUCUAUCCUGUUCAUUGAAUACCUCCUCUUUCACAGUGGAUGUUGCAGUAACAAAAGAUGAUUGUGAUUCAAUCUUGAGGAAUGAAUUAACAAUUUUCAAUGAUUCCACUGAUUGCCAACCUACAAGAGAGACAUCUAAUGAAUCUAGUUUGAAUUUUUCUCUUGAGAGAUUAUGCUUUCGUAUAUCAGUUUUUCAGCAAAUCCCUGGGACACUAUUGGUAAAAGGUUCGUUACAAGACAAGCAUAGCCCGUUAUCAGGAGCAUUCUCUGUGAUUUUCCAAAAAUUAGAGGAAGCUUUGCGGAGUAAAUUUUGUACUAAAUCACUGUAGGUUUUUUAUUAUUUGAUGAGAUGUUCUUGAAUGCUACUUUGCGGACUAAUGGUUUAUACAAAGCAAUUAGUGAUGGUUUUAUUUUGUUCACCAAACCACAGUUGGAAAUUGUAGCUUGUGCGAUCCGAUUUUAAAAAUGCCAAGGGAAAUUUUGGAACUAUUCUUUGGGACUUUUGGAAGAACACCUUGCAAAUUGAAGAUUCUCCACAAAGGCACUUUAGGAUUAGUCAAUUUUUAAUUUAGUAGAUUAGACUUUUUAAUUUAAGUUUUGUAUAAUUUUGGGCUUAUUUUUGUUAGGUUAGACUAAGCCCAAUUGUAAAAAAAAUAGUGACAUGGCUCUAGGGUUUAAAAAAAUGUGUGGACCCCACCAUGGGAGGUAAUUUUCAGACCUAGGGAUUCCCAUUCAGCAGCCGUCACUUACUGGGGGACGGGGUCUUUGGCUGGAAUGUUUUUGAGCUUUGAUGGGUUGUUUUACGGUUUAACAGGGGAAUGAGGAGAAAAAUACACUUUUCCUUUGUAUUUUGAGGACGCUGAACUACAUAAUUUUGAGAAGCAUUUUCUUUCUUUCA